UUUUACGUGAGACGAUAAAAUGGCGGAGUAUUUGGCGUCCAUCUUUGGUACUGAAAAAGAUAAAGUGAAUUGUUCCUUCUACUUCAAAAUUGGUGCAUGCCGCCAUGGUGACAGAUGUUCUAGGCUUCACAAUAAACCCACAUUUAGUCAGACAAUUCUUCUUCCAAACAUGUAUCAAAACCCCCAGAGUGCAGCCCAAGUAGCAGAUGGAACAAGUAGUACUAUAUCUGAUGUAGAAGCUCAAGAGCACUAUGAUAAGUUCUUCAAGGAUGUUUUCCUUGAAUUAGAAGAAAAGUAUGGUGAAAUUGAGGAAAUGAAUGUUUGUGAUAAUCUUGGGGACCAUCUUGUUGGAAAUGUUUAUGUCAAGUUUCGUUACGAAGAAGAUGCAGAAAAAUCUGUGGAAGACUUAAAUAACAGAUGGUACAAUGGUCAACCAAUUUAUGCAGAGCUUUCACCUGUCACAGAUUUUAGAGAAGCCUGUUGCAGACAGUAUGAAAUGGGAGAGUGUUCACGUGGUGGUUUUUGUAACUUCAUGCAUAUGAGACCUGUUUCUGGAAAUCUGCGACGAGAACUUUAUGGACGAAAUAGGAAAUUUAAGGGAGGUGGUGGGGGAUACUCACCUCCACGACGAUCAAGAUCGAGAUCCCCUCCUCCACAUCGACGCCGAUCAAGAUCACGGUCUCCAAGACGUGACAGGUCUCCCGGACGAGAGCGUUAUGGACGACACUAACGUUAAUUGUACCUAUGGCAUGUUAUGGAAACACUUAACACAGAGUUCACAUUACAUAGACUUACAUAAACUGGUAAAUGUAUCAGUGCAAUAGCAACAUGUCUUGAUCAUCCAAAGAGACAUAUGAAACACAUCAAGCAAAAUAUUUGGCAGUUCGUUUCUUAUAUCGAUAGUUUGUUAUGGAUGGUUUUUACUGCCUAAUCCUCGUGUCCUUUAUUGCAUAAAAAAUUGUAUUYAUUCUUUAUUUAGUGUCCGUAAUGACAACAUUGUCGAACGUUGAUUUUUCCUAUUAAAUGUCUAAUCUCAUAGUGCUUAA
Molecule: messenger RNA, 1046 nt
Organism: Exaiptasia diaphana
Lineage: Eukaryota; Metazoa; Cnidaria; Anthozoa; Actiniaria; Aiptasiidae
Product: splicing factor U2AF 26 kDa subunit
Exons: 11
Coding region: 20-730 (236 amino acids)
Biological process (GO): mRNA splicing, via spliceosome
Cellular component (GO): spliceosomal complex; U2AF complex
Molecular function (GO): metal ion binding; pre-mRNA 3'-splice site binding
Source: RefSeq, a predicted model, not a curated record